UUGCUGAUGUGUUGGUAAAACAUGAAGACAUCUCAGUGGCAAACUCUGGAGUGACAAGUUGUGGCCCAGAGAAGUCAUCAUGGUGUCUGAACUGGAUGGAAAGACCUUUAGUGACCUGUAUGGAGAGUGCAAUCACUCUGUGGCAGUUUCUGUUGCAAUUGCUCCUUGAUCAAAAACACGAGCAUCUUAUCUGCUGGACAUCCAAUGAUGGUGAAUUCAAGCUGCUCAAGGCUGAGGAGGUGGCCAAGCUAUGGGGACUGCGGAAGAAUAAAACAAACAUGAACUAUGACAAGCUAAGCCGUGCUCUCAGAUACUAUUAUGAUAAGAACAUUAUCAAAAAAGUUAUUGGCCAGAAGUUUGUCUAUAAGUUUGUGUCCUUUCCAGAAAUCUUGAAAAUGGACCCUCACACUGUAGAGAUGAGCAGGGAUAGCCUUUUGCUGCAGGACAGUGAUUGCAAGAUCCCAAGUGAUCUCCAUGAGAGGCACAAGCAAACCUUAUCAGCCCUGAAGAGUGCUAGCCGCAAUGAGUAUAUAAACUCAGGAUUAUAUUCCUCCUUCACCAUAAAUUCAUUGCAACACCAAACUGACAACUACAAGAUUAUUAAACGUGAAAUGAUUGAAGAGGAAGAGGAGGAGCUUCAAGAGGAAGAUGAUGAGGAAGAAGAAGAAGAAAGACCAGAAGCCAAAAGUCCUAUCGAGGAAGUCAGGACUGUUAUAAGAUUUGUUACAAACAAAAUGGACAAAGAAACUGUCCGGCCUGUAAUUUCACUGCCUUCUACUUCAGAAUCGGCAGCUGCCUCAGCCUUUUUAUCAUCAACCUGGUCUGCUAAAGGGUCUCCUCAUGUGUCACCAAAUGCAGCUAGUGUUUCUUCUUCACCACAUUCAUCACGAUCCCCUUCUCUGUCCCCUAAUCUGCCAAUAGAGCAAAGGAGCUUCUUUGUAGAUUAUCCUGAUACCAUGGAACCAUUAAACCUCUCAUCAGGGUCUAAAUCAAAGCUUUCCUGUUAUCCCCCAAAAGCCAAGAAGCCGAAAGGCCUGGAAAUAUGUUCUCCACCUCUUCUCCUUUCCAGUACUGAUAUUGGCUCAAUUGCCCUAAACAGCCCAGCACUUCCUUCAGGAUCUUUGACACCAGCCUUUUUUACUGCUCAGACGCCUAAUGGACUGUUGUUAACUCCAAGUCCACUCUUGUCCAGCAUCCACUUCUGGAGCAGCCUCAGCCCAGUAGCUCCAUUAAGUCCUGCCAGGUUGCAAGGACCAAACACCCUAUUCCAGUUUCCAAACCUGCUGAACAGUCACUUGCCAUUGCAGCUUCCAGGGCUUGAUAGGUCAUCAUCUCCAGUGCUGCUGUCAUCAAACUCUCAAAAGUCCUGAUGUUAUCUCAAGGCAUAAUGGACAUGUUCAAUUCCAUAAGCACUCCUGGAUGUCACAAAAACAGCGGGCAGGUCUGAAGUGCGCAAGACUGAUCACCUCAUAGUAUUCCCAUUCUUAAGAAAUUUCAGGUUAAACAUGGUCUCCUGUCAUCCUGGAUUUCAGUAUGUACGUCACAGGGUGGAUACCUGAAACUGGCCUGUACACUGUGUUAACCAAGAUGUCCCGCAUAUAUAAACUGUACCUGGACUGGUUGGUAGCUAGCUCCUUGAUAAAAGUCUGAUAGAAGGUGGUAUACUCGUAUAUUCCUCGUCCUGCCUCGAUACAAAAGACUCUGAAUGGUAUCCCAUGUAUGUGUGGCGCAUCACGAACAAGUACAGCAUUGUUCCUAUGACCCAGACCAAACUGCUAGAAUAUUUACUAGCAGGACAAAGGAUUUAUCAUGUAUUACAGGUUUUGUAUUCCAAUUUUAAAGGUCAAUGCGUAUUGCAGCAGAGAAGGAUGGAAAGCUCCUCACCCCAAUUCUAUGUUAUGCACUUCAGCUUAUAGAAACUAUAACCGGCUGUGCCUUCUUUUGCAUCAUUUUUUUUGUAAAUGUUUUAUAUAUAUUUUUUUUUCCUGCAUUAGGGGAAACCUUUAGGAAGAAAUACCUCUGAUAGAAUUUCUGUGCCAGUUUCCCCAAAUAUGUACUCAGCAAUGUUUAUAUUUAGUGCUUUUUUUAAUGUACAUGUAAUUAUGGACAUACACUGUUUCCAUUGUAGGGAAUAAAAAUAAAAUACUGUAUGUAAAUGUAAGAUUCCAAAAAUU
Molecule: messenger RNA, 2174 nt
Organism: Bufo bufo (common toad)
Lineage: Eukaryota; Metazoa; Chordata; Amphibia; Anura; Bufonidae
Gene: ELK3
Product: ETS transcription factor ELK3
Exons: 5
Coding region: 96-1370 (424 amino acids)
Biological process (GO): cell differentiation; regulation of transcription by RNA polymerase II
Cellular component (GO): nucleus
Molecular function (GO): sequence-specific DNA binding; DNA-binding transcription factor activity, RNA polymerase II-specific
Source: RefSeq, a predicted model, not a curated record